UCUCUUAUCUCUGAACUAGAUAUUCUAACCUAACAGUAUAUUCUUGUUGAUCCUGUCUGUAACAUCAAAUCAAGUAAAUACAUCUAGAAUACGCUCCCCUCCCCAUCGCACCCCACUGGAAAUAUUUAUACAAGAGGUUCAUAUAACAAGGGAAGAUUAUGAGAAUAUAAGUAAACUUACAAGAAGAAAGGUGCCCUCUUUACAAGAUAGAAAAUAUGUUAGAAUUAGAUGGAGCAGAAGCAGCAGACCGGUUUGCUAAGAAAUAUCUGCCAGAUCUGAGGAAAGUUAGUGUUAGAUUUCCUGAAGAAUGGUUGUCCAGUGGUACAGCUAUCCAAUUCCCUGAUUUACCUCCAGACAAAUUAAAUAUAUUGCUGAAAGAGGUGGAAAUAGGAGAAAAAAAUGAUGUUAGACACUUUAUGGGACACGUUACUAAUGCGCGUGCUGAACAUGAAGUUUGGACAUAUUUGACUCAAAUUUCUCAAUCAACAAGGACAGCUCUAUUGUUCAACUACAAAACCAAAAUGUUUUAUACUUUAUUUGGUCUACCUGAAAAACAACUACAACGAGAAUUUGACUUUCUUCUCAUAGUUGCUGAAUAUAAGAUAGUUGUUUGUCUUGAAGUCAAAGUGUCUCGGUUUGGGUUUCGGGGUGGCUUACAGGCUUUGAAAAAAGGAGAAGAUUUCUACCAUGAAGUGCUGGCUGCUAUUGGAGAAGAUGAAUACAAGGAUUGGGAAUAUAUUCCUGUCGCAGUUUUCCCAUAUGCAGUAAGCAGGAAUGAAGUGAGAGGAAGAGAAUGGUUUUUUAGACAUUAUCCUAAUCUUGAAAUAGUCACCAGGCAAGAAAUGAAUCAGCCUGGAAGCUUCAUAGAUUUACUUCAUCUUCCCAAAAAGUUCCCUAUUGAUGAAUCAUAUAUAAGGUUGGUUAAAGUUCUGAUGGCGUCAGCACACUGCAGUUCUCCUCCCUUAAAUAUGAUUGAAGAAACCAAGAAGAAACUUAUUGGACUUAAUACUCCUGACCUAGGGGUUGGUAUCUCACAGGACCCAUGGCCUCCCAGCUCUACAGUUUCAUUUUUAAGUUUGAAAGAAAAACCAGUUGGUUCGGUUGAGAGUAUAAUAUUCUGGAACAAGGAGCAUGCUCAGUUUUUAUUUCAAGAUACAUCAAAUAUCAUUUUGUCAGGAGAAUUUGGUUCUGGGCAAACUACCCUUCUCUUCAGUAAAGUUAAAUCAAUGUUGGAGAGGGGGUUGAAAGUUGUAUUCAUUUCCUGCUUGCUCCCAUGGGAAGGUGUAAGUCCUAUCUAUAACGUCCUGAUGCGACAAGAAAUUGAAAAUAUUGGUGGCAUGUUUUACAGUGCACAGGACAUAUGCCAGGCAAAGAAAACUGCUGUUACAGAAGUAGAUUUCUAUUCUCUGCUUGUUCAGUUUGUACAGGAAAGACAGGUUGAAACAAGAUCAACUAUUAUCAUUGACAAAUUCGGAGACAAUAUGAUGAAAACAUAUAACGAAGAAAAGAAGAACAUGAACAAGAUGUUACUGCGAAAAGUAGUAAAAUCUUUGUCUAAACAUGGUCAAGCUGGCGCACAGCUGAUCAUAUCUAUUCCUCCACACUGUGAAUUUAAUGAUUUUUAUUUCAAAGAUUUGGAAUUCAUACAACUUAAAUAUGUGCUAAGAAUUACUGCUUCCAUAUACGGAUAUGAACAAGCAAUGCAAGAUAAUUCUAGUGACGUAAUUUUUUCAUCUGUAAUAGGACCUUCACCUGUUUACAUAACUAGCAAUGGAGAUGAUUUCUAUGGUAAAACGCUAGAUGCAGUUAGUGGGAAAACCAGGAAAUUUGUUCUCCUAUCGGAUACUGACAGAUUUGAUGGCGCUAAUUAUGACAAGGUUAAAGCUGAACUGGAUAAGUUAGGAAUAGAAAUAUUUGAGUAUCUUACACUGAAAGAUAAUAUGAAGAAUCUUGAACGAUUCCGGAAAGCUGAAGAAGGAUGUUUGAUUACAAAUUACAAAUGUAUCAGAGAAGUCGAAUGUAGUGCGUUGGUAGUUUUUACUGAAGAUUUGUUUGAGAAAGAGGAUUCAAGAAUUCUAAGAGCUACAAUUUUCUUAGUAGUUGCAAUUAUGAAGAAAGUUGAUCCUCUUACUGUCAACUAUAUAAAUAUGGAAUGUUCCAAUCAUCAUCUUUUUAUGAAAGGGUCCGUUAAGGACCCCUCUUUAUACAGCAGAAUUGUUAAAGAGUUGCUUGAAAGGAAGAUUGAAAAAUAUAUUCUUCUUAUUGAUACAGUUGUGCAUACAUCAAAGAGAUUAUUCUUGGAACAGCUGAAGAGACAGGGCGUAAACCCACCAGAUAUUGCUCCGAAGCUAGAUACUCCAGCAAAUCUUGAGAUUGUUAGAAUAUCUUGUGAAGAAAGCAGUAAAGGUGCCAUUUACACCAGAGCUCAUAUUGAGGAAGAAUGCGUGGUUUGGUUUGCUCGCAAUAAUAUACCCUUGAUUUAUUUUCACCAAGCUUCUGACAAUCAGGAUAUUCAGCGAAUUCUCAGCAACAAACCUGAAUUCUUCAUUCAAGUUAACUAUGUAUGAUAGAUUUAAUCCUGUAGUUCACCUUUACACUUUGCAGCUACCUUUUUUAAACUCUUUUACUCGUUAUUUUUUACAUUCUCAAAAAAUAAACAUAAACCAAAUGAAAAUUACUUUUUUACUAUGAAAUUCUUAAAGUUAUGUACUUUUUUAAUCUUCAUUAAAAAGACUGCCACAAGUCCAUAAUUAAA
This is a messenger RNA of Eurytemora carolleeae, 2755 nucleotides long. RefSeq lists its product as uncharacterized. Bases 216 to 2567 code for a protein of 783 amino acids. The record is from RefSeq and is a predicted model, not a curated record. The transcript is spliced from 3 exons. NCBI's taxonomy places the organism in Eukaryota, Metazoa, Arthropoda, Copepoda, Calanoida, Temoridae.